Molecule: messenger RNA, 756 nt
Organism: Histoplasma capsulatum G186AR
Lineage: Eukaryota; Fungi; Ascomycota; Eurotiomycetes; Onygenales; Ajellomycetaceae
Exons: 6
Coding region: 1-756 (251 amino acids)
Source: RefSeq, a predicted model, not a curated record
AUGAAGUGCCCAUAUGCCGAGUUUCUGUCACAGCCUAAUAUGUGGCAACGCUCAAAAGAGAAGAGUAAAUGGACGCUUACGAAGGAAGUUCGUGAUCAAAGAAGUGUCCAUGUGAACUUGCAUAGCCCGGUAUUCAAUAACGCGGGGCAACCAGAGCGUCAGCGCCUUGUGGAAUUUGCAAAAGCUGCGCUUGGAGAGGAGUUUGGAAAUUGGAGCACAAACAAAAUUGGGCAAAAAUGGGGUGGUUUGCGUCGGCAAAGGAAAACUUACAAGGCGUCGCUGACCCAGCAAAUGCAAUGCCAUCACUUGCAAGCUAUGCUUCUAGAUGAGUGGCGCAUUCUUAAUGUGGGGUGCAACUGGAGAUUGCAGCAACGAGUUGCAAAAGAAAGAAAUGCCCUCUGCAAUCAGCCGGCACAGUGUGGCGAAUACGGCAAUUAUUCCAAAAAGAAGAGACAAUAUCAGUGGCAUCCCAAGCAGUAUUUUCCGAAUUACGCUCAAAGCGAAAUUGCCAUAGAAAAACGCGCAGACCUUCAGUACAAAGGUUUAUCAUUUCCACAGAUGGCGAUCGAAAUCGGGAAACUGUGGAGAGAGUUGCCCGAAAACGAAAAGAAAAUCGCCCAAGCACGCGCCAUCCGCGCUCGGGAAGAUUAUAAAGUUGCUCUUGCUGAGUACGAAAAGUCGGAAAAUUACAACAGACAUGCUAGAUAUCUAGAUGAAUGGAAAGCGAAAACGUGUGCCAGGAAGAAAGGUAGCUAA